AGAAAUGCUCGCCUGCCGUGUCCACCACCGCACCGACGCCGGGCUAUAAAAUCCCCGCCCGCCCACCAUUCGAAAACACAGCAUCCAGAGCAGAGCAAGCGGUAAACAAGAGCAGUGUUUCUGUUUCCGAGCCGAGCGAGCGAGAUCAUCAGUAGCAAGAGCCAAGAGGAUUUGGUUUCCAGGUGCCAUGGCGGACAUCGCGUUGCUGGUGGCGGAGGAGUUCGAGAAGAGCGUGAAGCGGGGAGCCCCCGGCGAGGCGGCCGGGGACGGCGGCGACAGGAGGAACUUCGGCGCCGUAGCCAAGGUGUGGAACUCCUGGGUGGAGUCCGCAGCCGCCGCCGCGUCCGGGGUGCGGGUCAACGUCGCCGUGCAGCUCAGGGAGCUGGAGCCCAAGAGCGGGCUCGGCCUGGCCGCCGUCGACGGCCUCUUCUCCGCCUAGCGGCAUCAUCGCGCUCUCGCAUCUUUUGAUUCGGCGGAAGAGCUGUGUUCGUUCUGUACUAGUAUGUCUCUUCCCCUGAGUGAUCAAAAUCAUAUGCCGGUGUAACCUGUACAUUCGUAAUCUGAAACUAAAUACAAACAUCCCAGCCUCCAUCUCA
Messenger RNA from Panicum hallii, 596 nucleotides. RefSeq lists its product as uncharacterized. The coding region runs from base 188 to 439 and encodes 83 amino acids. The transcript has a single exon. The record is from RefSeq and is a predicted model, not a curated record. NCBI's taxonomy places the organism in Eukaryota, Viridiplantae, Streptophyta, Magnoliopsida, Poales, Poaceae.